Phytophthora infestans T30-4 is the source of this 2967-nucleotide messenger RNA. Its product is annotated as DNA polymerase alpha-associated DNA helicase A, putative. Gene Ontology annotation, molecular function: DNA binding; 5'-3' DNA helicase activity; ATP binding. The record is from RefSeq and is a predicted model, not a curated record. Lineage: Eukaryota; Oomycota; Peronosporomycetes; Peronosporales; Peronosporaceae. The transcript has a single exon. Bases 1 to 2967 code for a protein of 988 amino acids.
AUGCCCAAGAAGGCCAACGCGUCGGCGGCGUCUGCGGGCGCUCGUGCCCUGCGUCCAGUGGCUCUAGAGACAUGGCUGGCAUCUACACGUCGUCUCUUGUCUAUGGAGCAGCAGGAGGAGGUGCAGACCAUGCGGGACGAGCUGGAAACGCUCGACGACAACGAAAACCCGAAUGUAUUGACACAUUUGACUCUUGCACGCUACUCCACGGGACUAUUCGGACGCACCCUGCUGCAGUUCUCGUUCCCUUCGCUUAGUUUACGGCAAGCAAAGCCACACCAAUUCACAGUGGGGGAUUUAGUGCAGAUCCGAGCGCAGAAAAACACUCUAACCGGAGCCAAACUACCCACUGGAAUCGUGUCCCGUGUCGAGGAACGAGGCAUCUCUGUGGCUGUCAAUAGCGACCAAGAAGACGUGGAUGAAGUGGAGCUACUGACCGCAACAGCAGGCGUCACACUGGACCGCCUAGUGAACAACGCAACGUUCCUCAAGUUGACGAGCGCUCUGGACCAAAUGACCAAGUUCGAGUUCGGCGCAGCUCAGACGGUAGUGGACGUCGUGUUCUCGGAGCGCGAGCCGAGCUGGAACACACCACUUCCUGACAUAACGCCCUUUAAUACAGGUCUAAACGAGUCUCAAGUGGAGGCGGUAAGAUUCGCACUGGCGUCCAAGGACUUGGCUCUCAUUCACGGCCCUCCAGGAACCGGCAAGACGACGACAGUGGUGGAGUUUAUACUGCAGGCAGUGACCAGAUUCGACCUAAAGGUUUUAGUCUGUGCUCCGUCAAAUAUCGCCGUGGAUAAUGUGCUAGACAAGCUGGCGAGCACGUGUUCGACGCUUAGGAAGAAGCUGAAGCUCACACGUAUAGGACACCCCGCGCGAGUGCUGCCGCAGAUACUGAACUACUGUUUGGAUGCCAAGAUCGAGAGUGCAGAAGGCACCGAGAUAGUGAACGACAUCCGCCAGGAAAUGAGCUCCAUGCAGAAAAAGCUGCAGAAGACUCGAGACAAGAGCGAACGGUACCGAUUACGACGCGAGAUGAAGGCCAAUCGCAAGGAGAUCCGGACUCGAGAGCAGAAGGUGGUGGGCGACAUCAUCCGACACAGUGACGUCGUGUUCGCGACCAACGUCGGCGCAGCGUCGAAGCUUCUCAAGGACGUGACGUUCGACUUGGUUAUCAUUGACGAGGCGGCGCAGGCACUCGAGGCGUCGUGUUGGAUCCCCAUGCUGAAGGCCAAGCGCUGCGUGUUGGCUGGGGAUCACCUACAGCUCCCUCCCACCAUCAAGUCGAGGGCAGCAGCAGCCAAAGGACUGGAAGUGACGCUGUUCGAUCGGGUCACAAGCUACACGAACACUCAGAGCAUCGUCAAGAUGCUGGACACGCAGUACCGAAUGCACCAAGAUAUCAGCGAGUGGAGCUCCCAGGCGAUGUACAAGGGAGAGCUCAAGAGCUUCGAGGGCGUCGCGAGGCGCAAGUUGCAUGAGCUGCCGCACGUCUCGAUCUCUAAAGAAGACGAGUUGCUGGAUGCCACGUUGUUGCUGCUGGACACGGCGGGAUGCGAGCUUGAGGAGGACGCGAAGGACGAAGAGAAGGCUAGCAGUACCCUUCAGCUGUCCAAGUCGAACGAGGGGGAAGCUCACGUCGUUGCGAGACACGUGAGUGCUCUAUUGAAGGCUGGAUUGAAGGAGGAAGAGGUCGCUGUGAUCACGCCGUACAACAAGCAGGUGCAGACUCUGAAAGCUCUGCUGCUUGAGAGCUACCCGAAGCUCGAAAUCCGAUCUGUGGAUGGCUUCCAGGGCUGCGAGAAGGAGGCAGUUGUCAUGAGUCUGGUGCGCUCCAAUGCCUCGAGACAGGUAGGCUUCCUUGCCGACGAUCGCCGUAUGAAUGUAGCCAUCACACGUGCGAAACGGCAUGUAGCAGUAGUGUGUGAUACCGACACCAUCUCGUCGCACAAGUUCCUGAGUGGAUUAGUGAAGCACUUUGAGAAGUACGGAGAGUACCGAAGUGCUCAAGAGUAUCUGGACGAAGAUGUCGUCGAAGGAGCAAUGGACGAACAACUCGUCAUGUCGAUUACAGAGUCAGCAGCUGAAAGCGACCAGGCUGAUGCAGUUACAGCGUCUUCUUCUUUGAAGCCUAUCGCGAAGACUAAAGUCACAAAACCUAAACAAGCGCAGAAGCCUAGGAAGACAGGUUCUAGCAGCGCUGUGAAGGUGGUUGACAGGAAGAAGACAGCGUCCAACGACGAGAAACCGGAGGCGGCGGAAGCGACUGCAAUAGAACCUGCUGUCGCUGUACAAGAGGAGGAGGAGGAGGAAGAGAUAGAGGACAAGGCUGUAGCGACGAAGAGCGUGUUCCAGAUGAUGGUGUUUGAUAGCGACAGCUCCGAUGACGACAAUGAUGAAGCAGUGGACGUCGAGGUCAGUCAACAAGAGUCCAAGGCGAGCAGUCCGGACGAAGAUCUCAAGGCUGCUAGCUCACUGUUAAAGGAUCUGUACUUGAGUCGACUCGCUCGCCAACCUGCGCCACCAGCACCGACGUCAGACAAGAGGAAGAAGAAGAAAAACAAGAGGAAGAAGACCCAAGUCAAGGCUGUCAACACCGCCCCCAUAGACGACCUGAAAGACGGAGAAGAUGAGCUGGAAUUCCUCACGCGACAAGCCAACCAGAGCUCGAGCUGCGCGUUCCAGAGCUCCAGUCGCUGUAAGAAAAAGACGACCAUGUUGGGCAGUGUCUGCAAGUUCUGCAAGCUCAAAUUCUGCCACGACCACGCGCUGCCCGAAGUGCACGGCUGCGGGGACGCUGUGCGAAAGUUUGAGCGAGCCGCGUUCCAGCAGCAAAUGACGCGCUCAAGCGAUACGUCGGGCAAGAAGCUCACCGGGGAUAAACGCAAACUGCUCAAGAAGAAAUUGGAAGAGAAUGUUUCUGCUAAAACCGCGAGUCGGUCCACAAGAGCCAAGAAAAAAUAG